This is a messenger RNA of Paramisgurnus dabryanus, 2396 nucleotides long. RefSeq lists its product as uncharacterized. NCBI's taxonomy places the organism in Eukaryota, Metazoa, Chordata, Actinopteri, Cypriniformes, Cobitidae. The record is from RefSeq and is a predicted model, not a curated record.
CGUGCCGCGCAUCGCCAUGCAACUUUGAGACGCCCCCCAUACGCGCACUCGUGCUUGAAAGUUGACUUUUGAUUGUUCCCCGUCGUCCAUGUGGACCAAUUGCGACUGAGGGUCGGGUCCAGCGGUAACCAAACCGAGAAAGGAGCGUUGCGGUCAGCUAGUGCAUUUGGCAAGCAACGUUACGCGCAACCAUUAUGACCAAGCGCAAAGGAAAAAGUUACAACAAACUGGACGACAGUUUGGUACUUUUGGAGCCGUCUGUUGCGCAACCGAGAGCACUUAAAGAAUAUGCCGUUCCUGCUGCUCUUUUCUUUAUUUUUGUUGUCGGUGGAUCAACAGCAGUUUGGUUCUGCAGUCAGCAACAGCAAACCAUCGACAGCCUUACGGAGUCGCUCAAUGCAAUGCAGCUUAGGAUAACCAAGUUCCAACAGCAGUUGGGGAUUGGAAAUGCUCAGAGCACCAGUGUGGGUGUUUUUGAGGAGCGCCUACAAGCACUGGAAGAGGCUUACACACGAGCUCAAGAAAAGGCAGAGGUCGCCCUGGCCACCUCGGAAAAAAUCCAAUCCACAGAUCUUAACAGUCAAGUGUGGGGUCUUCAGUCGGAAAUGAACGCCAAACUUUCUGAACUCCAGCAGACGACGGUUUCCACUGCGACUCUGAAUGCCGUGCUCAAGAAUAAGACUGAAGAAUUGGAGAAACUGAAGCAAAGGAUUAAGUCUGUCCUCAGUGCUAACUCCGAAGUAGCGGUUAGCAUUUCUGGGCUAACAGACACUGUUUUAAUCACCACAUCACGUCUUGAUGAGCAGAUAUCCGCCGUGGAGAGUCUCACCUCUCGGUUGGAGCUGCAGAAAACGGAGCUUGUUAGCCUGAAGGAGUCUUUUGCAGACAACCAGAAGGCUUUGGAAAGAAACAGACAGGAAGUGAUUGACGUCAAGGACCUGCUGGAGAUGGAACAAAUUAGAAGAACCCAAGCACUGGAGGAUCAGCUUAUGUCUGUCCGUAGAAGUCUGGAGGACCAUCAAAAGAGCACUCAUAGCCUUCACUCGCACCUUGCUGCUCAGCUUGAGAUCGUCCAGAGCCAGAUGUCAUCUCAAAGCCAGCAAUCUAAUCCUGCAGAGGAAGUGAUUCAAAUAAAGGAGCACCAUGCAGCAACAGAGGAAGAGCUGGUUAAUGAAGAUGAGAAUCAGACCAUAGCUAAAGAGGACGCAAAUGCUGGGGAUGUUCAUGUUGUAGAGGAAGAAGCUGUAGAAGAGCAUGUGAAAACUAAGAAGGAAGAACUUGCUGAGGAAGGCGUUGAAGAGCAAGCUGAGGAGGAUGAAAUGGCUGAGGAACAGAAUAAGGAAGAUGUUUCUGAAGACCAAGUUGUAACUGAUGAGAAUGAACAAGCUGAUGAGAUCCAGGUCAAGGAAGAUGUUACUAAAGUAACUGGGCAUGAGGAAAUACCUGAGGAGCUGGAGGUCAGAGAUGAUGUUGUUGAGGACCAGAUGGUAUCUGAGGAGGAGGAACCAGCUGAGGAAGUAGAGUUAAAAGAAAAUGCUGAAGACCAGGUGGGCUCUGAGAAGGAAGAACCAGCUGAGGACCUUCAGGUCCAGGGGGAGGAAAAUGUCAAAGAUCAUUCAGUGAUUGAAGAUGAUGUUAUACCCAAGGAAGAUCAGGUAAAGGAUGGAGAUGUUACUGAGAAGCAGGAUGCAACUGAGGAGGAUGAAGUACCUGAUGAGCGUGGAGAAGAAGCUGAUGAAAAGCGAACAGAAAAGGUGUAUGCAAAGGAGGACCUGACAACCACAGAAGAACCAGAAAGCAACAGAGAUGUGAAUGCUGCUGUUGGGAAUCCAUCAGAAGAUCAAUUAGUAGGAGAUAACACCCAAGAGGAGAGUCGGCAAGAUUCAUUUGAAGAACCAGUGGAAGAAAUUGGAGAGCAGAUAGACUUAGAAAAAUUGGAACAUGUGUAUGACUCUGAGGAGGAAGAGGAAGAACCUGCUGAGGAGCUUGUGGAAGAGCUAGAUGAAUAAGACAUUUUAACCAACGUUGCUUGAGUUACUAUGAGGAUAUGGGUUGAAAAUAAGACUUUUCUUGAGGACUUAAAGGAGGUUUCCCCACAGAAUUAUGUGAAACAUGACUGCCUCACACUUGCUAUAAUGUUCCUCAGUCUUACGUCAACGUGAACUUUUGAAUCUAGCGAAGAUUUUCAGAUUUACUGAAGAAUUUGUUUUUCAAGUGCAUUCUCUGCAAAUGGUGAAUUUCUCUGUUUACACAGAAAUGUAAAAAGAUUGAUGUUGUUGCACUGGGCUAUGCAUUAAACAGAUUGUAGCAUUUUUCAUACCGUGGUCUGCCAGCUGAAUAACCUCAGGAGUGUCUCUUGAAUAAAAUGCUUUUUAUGGUUUUUUUUUACUACUUCA